This is a messenger RNA of Triticum turgidum subsp. durum (durum wheat), 453 nucleotides long. NCBI's taxonomy places the organism in Eukaryota, Viridiplantae, Streptophyta, Magnoliopsida, Poales, Poaceae. The record is from the annotation of a GenBank genome assembly.
AUGCUCAACAAUAUGAAGCUAGUCGACAUGUUCAUUCUAGAAACUCUCAGGCUAUAUGGCCCCGUCACCAACAUCCAGAGGAAAACAGGCAGCAAUCUUGAGCUCAGGGGUAUUAGGGUGCCGGAAGGCACAAUUCUAUCGACCCCGAUCAAGACGAUACACCGCGACAAGGAGCUCUGGGGUGAGGACGCUGAAGAGUUCAAGCCUCAGAGGUUCAAGAAUGGGGUGAGCAGGGCCGCAAAGCACCCGUACGCAUUUCUGCCUUUCUCUAUGGGGCCCAGGGCUUGCAUUGGGCAAAACUUUACCAUGAUCGAGGCCAAGGUUGUGCUCGCGAUGAUCCUGCAGAGGUUCUCAGUCUCACUAUCCCCAAAGUAUGUCCAUGCACCCAUGGAUGUAUUCACGAUACGACCGAGAUAUGGGCUUCAAGUGGUCCUCAAAAGCUUGCAUGUGUAG